AUGUCCUUUCUCAACACUGCAGUCGCGGCUCUUUUGCCAGCGCUUGCAGUCGCUCAGUCGUUGCAAGUGCCAGUAGUAUCCUUGUCCGAGGGAGCUACGUGCGGUUGCGCUCAAUUGAGCUCAACGUUUGGCAACAAGACCAUCUUCAGCAACUCUACUGCAUACGCCACUGAAGUCAUCGACUUUUGGGACGUUCGGUCGGACUUGGCACCUGCAUGCAUUUUCGAGCCCUCGAGCGCCAGUGAUGUGUCCAGCGCUCUGCAAAUCCUUGCUGGCUGUGGCACACAGUUUGCUGUCCGCGGAGGCGGCCACAUGAAUUACCCGGGCGCCAACAAUAUCAAUGGCGGAGUUUUGGUGUCGCUCGCUGCUUUGGACCAGAAUAUCGUCGAUGCCGAGAGUCAGACAAUCGACGUGGGACCUGGAAGCCGCUGGGUGGAUGUGUAUGACGCACUCGACGAAUAUGGCCUUUACACUAUCGGUGGUAGAAUGAAGACAAUUGGUGUACCCGGACUUACUCUGAUUGGUGGAUUCCACUACUUUAUCAACAAGUAUGGAUUUACCAUGGACAAUGUCUUGAGCUACGAUGUCGUUCUUGGUAACGGUACUCAGGUCGUCGCGAACAAGACCGAUAAUUUUGAACUCUUCUGGGCAUUGAAGGGAGGCGCCAACAACUUUGGACUCGUCACAAACUUCAAGCUUCAGGCGUACCCCAUCGCCAACGUCAGCAUCACUUACCAAAACUUUAACGAAUCUGCCAUUGAGGAUUUCAUCGGCGCCACAGUUGAUCUUGUCAACAAUGACGGACCGGAACUGGCAGCAGGCUCGGUGAUCACCAUACAGUACAACGCAACUACGAAGGAAGUUACCUCAUUCAUCAUGGGAAUGCAAGAAGGAACGGAAUCACCCCCCUCUCGUUUCGAUGCCUUUUCGAAAAUUCCCUCGACCUCUACAAUGAACGCAGUCAUGAGUCCCAAGCAAUGGCACGCAAACCUUGAUACUCCCAACCAAAUGUUCCGAGUACAAUUCGCACACAAGACAAUGAUCCCCGAUGCCGACCAACUCUACCGGAUCUACCAGGGCUGGAAGGAUGCCGUUGACUCCAUUAGCGAUGUCGAGGGCUUGUACCCAACUUUUGUGAUGAACAUUGUUCCAAAGAGCGCCCUCAGCGUGGCCAAAAACAAUGGCGUUGGUAACGUCUGGGGCCUAGAUGACAGCCAAUCCUAUAUCAUUUGGCAAUUCUCAACUGGCUGGGCCAACGCUGAAGAUGACAUCCGCAUGACAUCAUGGUCCCGAUCCCUACUCGACUACUGGCACCAGGAGAACCAGCUCAUGGGUUUGGCGCACGAGUGGCUCUACAUGGGUGAUGCUGGAGAAUUCCAGGACCCUUAUGUUACCUUUCCUCGCGAGAAUGUUGAGAGGAUGAGACAGGUUCGCUCCGACUACGAUCCGUUGGGCGUCUUUACCCGCCUGAACUGGGGUGGUUUCAAGCUUUCUCGCUGA
This is a messenger RNA of Pestalotiopsis fici W106-1, 1500 nucleotides long. RefSeq lists its product as uncharacterized. NCBI's taxonomy places the organism in Eukaryota, Fungi, Ascomycota, Sordariomycetes, Amphisphaeriales, Sporocadaceae. The transcript has 4 exons. The record is from RefSeq and is a predicted model, not a curated record. Gene Ontology annotation, molecular function: FAD binding. The coding region runs from base 1 to 1500 and encodes 499 amino acids.